CAGGCGGGCCCAGGGCAGGAGCUGCCUGAGCUUGCUCACUGCCUGCAGCGUGGCCACCAUGAGCACCUGCCAGCUGUGCCUGCUGCUGCUGCUGGGCCUGGGGCUGGGCGCCCAGGAGGCGCUGCCCCCGCCUUGUGACAGCCCGGUGUACUGCCACGGGGAGCUGCUGCACCAGGUGCAGAUGGCCAAGCUCUACCCGGACGACAAGCAGUUCGUGGACAUGCCGAUGGCCUCCCACCCAGACCAGGUGCUGCAGGCCUUCCGCAGCCUGGCCAGCGCCCACAACCACAGCGUGCCCCGGCCGCAGCUGCAGGCCUUCGUCCAGAAGCACUUCUGGCCCGUGGGGCUGGAGAUGCAGCCCUGGGUCCCCGAGGACUGGACGGACAGCCCGCGGUUCCUGGAGAAGAUUGCGGACGCCAGGCUGCGCUCCUGGGCCGGGCAGCUGCACCAGCUCUGGAAGAAGCUGGGAAAGAAGAUGAAGAUUGACGUCCUCCGGGAGCCCGAGCGCUUCUCUCUCAUCUACCAGCGGCGCCCCUUCAUGGUGCCCGGCGGGCGCUUCCGCGAGUUCUACUACUGGGACUCCUACUGGGUGCUGGAGGGGCUGCUGGUGUCGGAGAUGGCGGGCACGGCCAAGGGCAUGCUGCAGAACUUCCUGGACCUGGUGUGGACCUACGGGCACGUUCCCAACGGGCCCCGCGUGUACUACCUGCAGCGCAGCCAGCCGCCGCUCCUGGCGCUCAUGAUGGCCCGCUACGUGGCGCACACCAACGACACCGCCUUCCUCCGGGACAACAUCAGGGCCCUGGCCAUGGAGCUGGACUUCUGGGCCGAGAAGAGGAACGUCUCUGUGAGCGUGGGGGGGAGGAGCUACGUCCUGAAUCGCUACCACGUCCCUUACGGGGGUCCCAGACCAGAGUCCUACAGCAAGGACGCAGAGCUGGCGGCCGCGGUGCCCGAAGGCGCCCGGGAGGCUCUGUGGGCUGAGCUCAAGGCGGGGGCCGAGUCGGGCUGGGACUUCUCUUCCCGCUGGCUCGUUGGAGGCCCGGACCCCAGCUCGCUCAGCAGCAUCCGGACCAGCAAGCUGGUGCCUGUGGACCUCAACGCGUUCCUGUGCCAGGCAGAGGGGCUGAUGAGCAGCUUCUACGCCCUCCUGGGGAAUGAGCCUGAAGCCACAAGGUACAGAAAUCUGCAGGCCCGGCGCCUGGCCGCCAUCCAGGCUGUCCUGUGGGACGAGGAGAAAGGGGCCUGGUUUGACUAUGACCUUGAACAUGAAAAGAAGAACCACGAGUUUUACCCGACCAACCUGACUCCUCUCUGGGCCGGCUGCUUCUCUGACCCCGCCCUGGCGGACCGGGCCCUGAAGUACCUGGAGGACAGCGAGAUCCUCACCUACCAGCACGGGAUCCCGACCUCGCUCCGGAAGACGGGCCAGCAGUGGGACUUCCCCAACGCCUGGGCGCCCCUGCAGGACCUGGUCAUCAGAGGUCUGGCCAGGUCUCCUUCACCUAAGACCCAGGAGGUGGCUUUCCAGCUGGCGCAGAAUUGGAUCCAAACCAACUUCCAUGUCUACUCCCAGAAGUCAGCCAUGUUCGAGAAGUAUGACAUCAGCAGUGGUGCACAGCCGGGUGGCGGAGGGGAGUACGAAGUCCAGGAGGGCUUCGGCUGGACCAACGGACUGGCCCUGAUGCUCCUGGACCGCUAUGGCGACCAGCUGCGCUCCGCGGCCCCGCCGGCGCCCCUGCAGCCCCGCUGCCUUGCAGCUGCCCUUGUGCUCAGCCUCCUGCUGCGGUGACGGCCCUUCCCGCCGCGCAGCGCCCCCUCGGCCUCAUUAAACGUGUGCAGGCAGCCUGCCCCGCGCCGCGUGCUCUGUCCGGGACCCUGCGUCCUGGCCAGCCUCCGUCAGAGGCGGCAGGGAGGGCUCCGGACGUCGCCAGGGGGAUACCCCGCUUUGUGGGGAAGAACUAGCCCUCCCAUCCGGGAACCUCAGCCCAGGGCCCCACACAACUCAGCCUCCCGAAUCCGCCCAAACGCUUUAUUGUUCUGAGAUGCUUACAAAUACUGAGAACCGCCCGGCGCUGGAGGGGGGCGGGCUAAUGUUAAGGCGGAGGACGGCAGCCAGGCCCCGAGGCCCUGUCCUCUGCUCCACGGCACCCCCUCGGAGGUGGGGCUCCAGGGUCCCCCUCCCCGGAGCUCCUCCCGGCUCGGGGAGCAGCCCUCUGUCCUGUCAGGGAGCCCCGCACAGACCCCGAGGAAGGCCUCCUCCUCCCUCCUCCCCGGGACCUAGAUACCCUGACUUCAUCCCCUCUGGCUCGAAGCAAGGCACCAGUGGACGGGGCUGGCCGGGGCCAGCGGCUGUGGCCAGGGCCUGGGCAGGCUGGGGCGGGAGGUGUGAGGUCCCAUUUCCCCAAGGGCCUGGGCUGGAGAGAUGAUGGCUCGUACCCUGAUGGGCCCACAGCUUAAGCAGUGGGCGGAGCCACACAGCCACAGCAAUAGCGUGUAACCAUGGCAAUGAAAGGUUACCAUGGUGACCAUGGUGAUGGGUCCGC
This is a messenger RNA of Pipistrellus kuhlii (Kuhl's pipistrelle), 2546 nucleotides long. It is a transcript of the gene TREH, whose product is annotated as trehalase. The record is from RefSeq and is a predicted model, not a curated record. The transcript is spliced from 15 exons. Lineage: Eukaryota; Metazoa; Chordata; Mammalia; Chiroptera; Vespertilionidae. Gene Ontology annotation, biological process: trehalose catabolic process. Gene Ontology annotation, molecular function: alpha,alpha-trehalase activity. The coding region runs from base 59 to 1792 and encodes 577 amino acids.